UGCAUGCCAGCAAGCGCUGCUGCUCCUCCCUCAAUCAUCUUCUCCAUCUUUUCCUGCCCAUCCUGCACGCUUGAUACAGCUCCUUGUUGCCCAUCCUGCAAGCUUGAUACAGCUCCUUGUUGCCCAUCCUGCAAGCUUGAUACAGCUCCUUGCUGCCCGGCUUGCAAGCUUGAUACAGCUCCUUGCUGCCCAUCCUGUAAGCUUGAUACAGCUCCUUGCUGCCCGGCUUGCAAGCUUGAUACAGCUCCUUGCUGCCCGGCUUGCAAGCUUGAUACAGCUCCUUGCUGCCCGGCUUGCAAGCUUGAUACAGCUCCUUGCUGCCCG
Molecule: messenger RNA, 324 nt
Organism: Guillardia theta CCMP2712
Lineage: Eukaryota; Cryptophyceae; Pyrenomonadales; Geminigeraceae
Exons: 1
Source: RefSeq, a predicted model, not a curated record